AUGGAGGCGAAGUCCAGCUCUUUCUCUCUUCCUUUCCCUCAGAUGCUGCGACAACGCAACCCUGUACCCGAUGUCCCAGAAGAUGUCGGCUACAUCAAGCUGCACCUAAAUGAUCCCAAUUGGGACCUCAACCAGGCUUCGCCGACCGCUAGCGUCGGCUCUGUCGAGCUCAAUGACAAAAUUGAGAGGACGUCUUCAAGCGGGUACUCAUUCCGUAGCACUGAGCUGGAUACCGAGUCGCAAGACGAUUCGACAUACAAGGACUCGACGUACAAGACCACGAGCUCAUCAUCAAGAGCUCAUCUUCGAGAAGCAGACAUCGAGGAAUUCAACGAUGAAUCUCCAUAUGCGGAAGUUCGUGCUGCAGUAUCUAACAUAGACGACCCGUUGAUGCCAGUUAACACAUUCCGAAUGUGGUUUCUCGGAAUUGUUCUUUCUUUCAUCUUAGCUGGUCUAAAUCAUUUCUUUGAGGAGCGAUAUCCAUCCCUUGCUAUCAGCGCCCUCGUCGUUCAGCUUAUCGCUCUCCCGCUGGGCAAAUUCCUGGAGUGGCUCCUUCCCACGAAGCGCUUCAACACCUUUGGCUACGUCUGGUCGCUAAACCCUGGGCCAUUCAACAUCAAGGAGCACACCGUCAUCACGAUCAUGGCCAGUGCGGUGUACUCCGAUGUCUAUGUCACGACCGUCUUUGCGACACAAAAAGCAUUCUUCAACCAGUCACUCACCUUUGCAUACCAGAUCCUCCUCGCGCUUUCCACACAGCUGCUCGGCUACUCCUUCGCAGGCAUGACGCGCCAGUUCCUCGUGUGGCCCGCGAGCAUGAUCUGGCCGGGCGCGCUAGUGUCCUGCGCACUGUUGAACACGCUGCACAAGAACUUCGGCAAGAAGGAGAAGCGGCACAUGUCGCGCGAGCGAUUCUUCCUCUACGUGUUCAUUGCGAGCACCGUGUGGUACUUCUUCCCAGGAUACAUCUUCACCGCACUGAGCGUGUUCAACUGGGUCUGCUGGAUUGCGCCGAAGAACCCGACGGUCAACGCGUUGUUCGGCUAUUCGACGGGUCUCGGCAUGGGCUUCCUUACGUUCGAUUGGUCGAUGAUAUCCUGGAUUGGCAGUCCAUUGGUCACUCCUUGGUGGGCGGAAGCAAAUAUCGCGGUUGGUUUCGUGUUCUUCUUCUGGUUCCUUGCCCCAAUCUUGUAUUUCAAGAACAUCUUCUUCGCCAAGUACAUGCCGAUUUCUGCUGCUGGGGCGUAUGACAAUACGGGAGCAUCCUACAACAUCUCGGAAAUCAUCACAAACGGCGUCUUUGACGAAGUCAAGUACAGGGCCUACUCCCCGAUGUUCCUCCCGACGACCUUCUCGCUUGCGUACGGCAUCCAGUUUGCGGCCAUCUCGGCUGUGUUCGUGCACACUUUCCUCUGGUACAGGCACGACAUUGCUCGCCAGCUUCGCCGUGCACUGACGGACGAGCGUGACGUGCACGCUCGCCUGAUGAUGGUUUACGCGGAUGUUCCUUGGUGGUGGUACGCGUCCCUCGGCGUCAUCUCCUUCAUCCUGGGCGUCAUCGGCAUUGAGGUCUUUGGCACUGGCCUCCCCGUCUGGUCCUUCGUUAUUAGCAUCCUCAUCGCCGUCGUCUUCAUUAUCCCCGUGGGCAUGAUCCGCGCCAUCACCAACCAGUUGCUGCCCCUCAACGUCAUCAUGGAAGUGCUCGUCGGCUACAUGGUUCCGGGAAAGCCUGUCGCAAUGAUGCUCUUCAAGACGUACGGCUUCAUCACCGUCACGCAGUCACUUUCGCUCGCGAGCGACAUGAAGAUCGGGCACUACAUGAAGAUCCCGCCGCGCACGCUGUUCGUCGCGCAGACCCUCGCAACGGUCAUCACCUGUUUCGUUUGCGUCGGGGUGCAGAUAUGGCAGUUUGCGAAUAUCCCGGACUUUUGCCAGGCAGAUCAGAAGGACUACUUCACCUGCCCGGACGUUGACACGUUCGCAACUGCAUCGAUCAUCUGGGGCGGUAUUGGCCCGCAGCGCCUCUUCUCGCCCGGACAAAUUUACAACCCAAUGUUGUGGUUCUUCCUCAUCGGUGCCUUCGCGCCCAUCCCAUUCUACCUUCUUGCCCGCCGCUACCCGUACUCCAUCUGGAGAUACGUAAACACGCCCGUGCUAUUCGCCGGCCUCGGACAGAUGCCGCCCGCCAGUGGAAUCAACUACUCCUCCUGGGUCAUGGUCGGCGCAUUCUUCCAGUGGUUCAUGCGCCGCUUCCACUUCCGCUGGUGGAUGCGCUACAACUACAUCCUCUCAGCAGCACUAGACUCGGGCGUCGCUCUCACCCUCAUCCUCAUUUUCUGGUGUCUACAGUAUCCCAAGGGCGGUGUCUCCAUCAACUGGUGGGGAAACACUGUCUGGCAAAACACCUACGACACGCUCGGCAUGCCCUUCCUUACUACGAAUACUUCGUUUGGUCCUUUAACGUGGUCAUGA
This is a messenger RNA of Laetiporus sulphureus 93-53, 2472 nucleotides long. Its product is annotated as OPT oligopeptide transporter. Gene Ontology annotation, molecular function: oligopeptide transmembrane transporter activity. NCBI's taxonomy places the organism in Eukaryota, Fungi, Basidiomycota, Agaricomycetes, Polyporales, Laetiporaceae. The transcript has 8 exons. The record is from RefSeq and is a predicted model, not a curated record. Gene Ontology annotation, biological process: transmembrane transport. Bases 1 to 2472 code for a protein of 823 amino acids.